Molecule: messenger RNA, 2910 nt
Organism: Punica granatum (pomegranate)
Lineage: Eukaryota; Viridiplantae; Streptophyta; Magnoliopsida; Myrtales; Lythraceae
Source: RefSeq, a predicted model, not a curated record
UACUGCCACCGGGUCCACGGAGGCUUUUCAUCUGCUGCGCGCCUCUCUUCCCUUUUCCCUCCCGUUCCGACGAAACGUUUCGAUCCUCCGAGCAAAUGGCGAGGAUUCAGCCGCUCAGCAGCUGAACUCGCCAGUCCCCGGCAGAGGCCUUUCCCUUCCCCCCGAUCCCUGCUCGACGCCAUUGGAGCCAGUUCCUCUAGGGUUUCUGCUGCUCACUCUGUCCCCCGCCGGGGAGGAAGAUGAAGCGUGGGUUCGCCGAGAUCACGGAGGAGGAGUGGGGGAGUGUCCCUCACUCCUUCAAGCCCUCCCGGGCCCUAAAUCCCCCUCCCAUCGAGUCCUUCGCCUAUGACCGCAACCCUACACCCGGCUCCUCAGCUCCCGUCUCCGAUUACUGCGUCGGAGCCGGCGAGGAGAGCUUGGAGGACGACGACGCGGAGCUGGGGCGCCCAGCUCGCCCGCUCCCCACGAGCCGCGGCCGCCGGUUUAUCGUGGAUGAUGAUGACGAGGAGGAUAGUGGUGGCGGUGGCGGACCGGCAGAGGGGAACGCAGAGAGCGACGGGGAUUUGGUCGAAGUGUUCGAUAUAAAGUCGUCCGACGAUGAAGAAGAAGAAAGAGGGUGCAAGACGCGUGAGCUGCGGGAGCUGGUGGGGAAUAACGAUGACGCUGAUGAUGAUGAUGAUAUUCUUGGUGGGGAUGACGACGACGAUGGUGUUUUUGAUGAUGGUGGUGGUGGUGGUAGUGGUGGUGGUGGUGGUGAUUUGGUGGGGAAUGCUCUGCAGAAGUGUGGUAAGAUAUCGUGUGACCUGAAGAAGGUGCUCUAUGGUUCGUCUUUCGCUUCGUGCGAUCAUUACUCCGAAGUGGAGGCAUCCUCUAACAGGAUUGUUAAUCAGGAUGAUAUCGAUGCAGCAUGCGGGAAUGAGGACUCAGAUUUUCAGCCAGUUCUCAAACCUUAUCAGCUAGUUGGUGUCAACUUUCUUCUUCUGUUGCAUCGUAUGGGAAUCGGAGGAGCUAUUUUGGCGGAUGAGAUGGGUCUAGGCAAGACUGUCCAGCUUUCUUUACAGGCAAUUACGUACUUAAUGUUGCUGAAACACCUUCACAAUGACCCGGGUCCCCAUUUAAUUGUAUGUCCUGCAUCUCUUUUGGAAAAUUGGGACAGAGAACUCAAAAGAUGGUGUCCUUCACUUACAGUAGUCCAGUUUCAUGGUAGCGGCCGAUCAGCUUAUGCAAAAGAGCUGAACUCUCUGGCCAAGGCAGGAUUGCCUCCUCCAUUCAACGUGUUUCUUGUGUGUUAUUCACUCUUCGAGAGGCACAGUACCCAGCAGAAAGAAGACCGAAAAAGUCUAAAGCGCUUGCCAUGGAGUUGUGUAUUGAUGGAUGAAGCACAUGCUUUGAAAGACAAAAGCAGCUACAGGUGGAAAAACCUGAUGUCUGUUGCAAGGAAUGCGAAACAACGUCUUAUGUUGACGGGGACUCCUUUGCAAAAUGAUCUUCAUGAGUUGUGGUCAUUGUUGGAAUUUAUGCUGCCCGACCUUUUCGCUACCGAGGAUGAGGACUUGAAGAAGCUUUUAAAUGCAGAAGAUAGAGAUCUAGUCAAUCGCAUGAAGUACAUUUUGGGACCUUUUAUUUUGAGACGUCUGAAAUCUGAUGUGAUGCAACAGCUCACCCCAAAGAUGCAGAAGGUUGAAUUUGUUAACAUGAAUCAUCAGCAAGAGGAUGCUUAUAGAGAGGCUAUUGAGGAGUAUCGUGCUGCUUCUCAAGCUCGUGCUACAAAAUUUCCUGGAGAUGACGUGAAUAGUAUUUAUAAAAUAAUGCCACGGCGCCAAAUUUCGAACUACUUUUUUCAGUUCCGCAAGAUUGCAAACCAUCCUUUGUUAGUGAGGCGCAUUUACAGUGACCGGGAUGUUGUUCGUUUUGCUAAGAAGUUACACCCAAUGGGGGUUUUUGGCUUUGAGUGCACAUUGGAGAGAGUGAUAGAUGAGCUAAAGAGCUACAAUGACUACUCCAUUCAUCGGCUUUUGCUUAUUCAUGGUUUCGAUGAGGAAAUUCUUACAGAGGAUCAUGUAAUGCUUUCUGCCAAAUGCCAGGCACUGGGCGAACUUCUUCCCACACUACAUAGAGAUGGCCAUCGCGUUCUGAUAUUUAGUCAGUGGACAUCAAUGCUCGAUAUUUUGGAGUGGACUCUGGACGUCAUUGGAGUUACAUAUACACGCCUCGAUGGGAGUACCCAGGUGACAGACAGGCAGACAAUAGUUGACACGUUUAACAACGACACCUCGAUCUUCGCCUGCCUGCUCUCUACGAGGGCGGGCGGGCAGGGCCUGAACCUAACCGGGGCAGACACAGUGAUCAUCCACGACAUGGACUUCAACCCGCAGAUCGACAGGCAGGCAGAGGAUCGGUGCCACCGGAUCGGCCAGUUGAAGCCUGUGACGGUGUAUAGGCUCGUCACCAGGGGCACGGUCGAUGAGAACGUGUACGAGAUCGCGAAGCGCAAGCUGGUGCUGGACGCUGCGGUGCUAGAAUCAGGCUUGGAAGUGGAGAACGAGGGGGAGGGCCCCGAGAAGACGAUGGGGGAGAUACUCUCUUCGCUUCUGUUGGGCUGAUAUCUCGCUUGCUCCGUAGGGUCACUUUUUGCCUUGUAAGUUACAAUAGAACAAUUGAAUAGAGAGAAGUUGGGAGUGAAAGGUUUCAGGUCGAUGAUAUUCGUGCUAUUCUUCGGUUUACAGGACAAGAACUUUGCUAUCAUCUGAAAAAUGAGGAUAUAUUUAUCAGCUUAGAAUCAUCUGUCCCGAGGAAUAUUGUCCGUAAAAUUCCGAGCGGGCAGAGGAGGAUGAAUUCGUGGCUUGUGUAUUUUUCUAGACGAAAUGUUUUGUAUAGAGCUGUCUGCGGACUCGGAAGAGUUCUGACCUA